AAUCAAGAUGGAUAAAUUUGAAAAUUUACGUUAAAAAAGGAAUUUUUAAAUGAGAAUUGAACUAAUUAUAGAAAAAAUAUGCAUUGAAAUACACAUAUCUUAAUUUUUAGAGCUUUAUUAACAUGCACUUUUCCUAGACUUCUACCUGAAUCAAAUAUGGAAAUAAAACAAGAAGCUAGCGAGACAACUUGUGAAAUAAAAGUGGAUGAGACUGAGACGUGUGUUGGUCCUUUGGAUGCCUUCAAGAUUGAAAUAAAGGAAGAACCUAAGAGGGAAACUGCAUACGAGGAAUUUGCUUAUUUAGACUCCAAUGAAUUUCCAGUAAAAUCUGAAAUAGAACAAGAUGAACAUAAAUUUACCCCCUUUGAAAAAAAGCCAACAACAAAUAAAGAAAGUGAAAGUUAUUCCCAGGAAGAGAACAAAAUGGAAAUUAUUGAAACGUCAAAUUCGUCUCACAAAGGAAAAUAUGCAGGCCUGCAUCACAUCGAAGGAAAAAUGUUAAGUAAAAAUAUGAAAGUUGGGACUCGACAGAAACUGCACAAGUGUGAAAUUUGUUUUAAGCAAUUUAAUAAAAAAAUUAAUUUACAAAACCACUUAAGAGUGCACACUGGAGAAAAACCGUACAAGUGUGAAACUUGUUUAAAGCAAUUUAAUCGAAGAAGUAAUUUGACAAAACACUUGAGCCUGCACACUGGAGAAUCACCAUACAAGUGUGAAACUUGUUUUAAACAGUUUACUGAAGCAUGUAGUUUAAGAAGACAUUUGAAAUUGCACACUGGGGAAAAACCAUACAAGUGUGAAAUUUGUUUAAGACAGUUUGUUGAUUCUGGUAAUUUGAAAAAACAUUUGAGAGUGCACACUGGAGAAAAACCGUACAAGUGUGAAACUUGUUUAAAGCAGUUUAUGAGCUCGAGUAAUCUGAAAAUACACUUGAGAGUGCACACGGGAGAAAAACCACACAAGUGUGAAACUUGUUUAAGGCAGUUUAGUACGAAAAGUGAGUUGAAAAAUCAUUUGAGAUUGCACACUGGAGAAAAACCGUACAAGUGUGAAACGUGUUUUAAACAGUUUGCUCGUUCAUUUGAUUUAAAAAAACAUUUGAGAGUGCACACAGAAAAACAUUUGAGAGUGCACACUGAAGACAGUCCUUACAAGUGUGAAUUUUGUUUUAAACAGUUCGGUGAAGCACGGGGUUUGAAAAGACAUUUAAUACUACAUAGUGGAGAAAAACCUCACGAAUGUGAAAUUUGUUCUAUGCAAUUUUAUAGACUAUUUGAUGUGAAAAAACAUAUGCGAUCGCACACGGGAGAAAAACCGCAUAAGUGUGAAACGUGCUUAAAACAGUUUAUUACUUCAAGUAAUCUGUCAAGACACUUGAAAGUGCACACUGGAGAAAAACCGCACGAGUGUGAAACUUGUUUUAAGCAGUUUAUUACGAUGAGUGAGUUGAAAAAACAUUUAAGAGUGCACACAGGUGAAAAACCGCACACAGGUGAAAAACCGCACAAGUGUGAGACUUGUUUAAAGCAGUUUACUACGAAAAGAGACUUGAAAAGACAUUUGAGAGUGCACACUGGAGAAAAACCGUACCAGUGUGAAAUUUGUUUUAAACCAUUUUCUUGGAGUGGUGAUUUGAAAGUUCACUUGAGAAUGCACACUGGAGAAAAACCACACAAGUGUGACACUUGUUUAAAACAGUUUUUUACGAUAAGUCAUUUAAAUGCACAUUUGGGAACACACAAUCUAGAAAAAUCUAACAAAUGUAAAAUUUGUUUUAAGCAAUUUAGUACGACAAGUGUUUUGUACAGACACUUAAGAAUGCACACUGGAGAAAAACCGUAUAAGUGUGAAAUUUGUUUUAAGCAAUUUGCUCAAACAAGUGAACUGAAAAAACACUUGAGAGUGCACACUGGAGAAAAACCAUACAAGUGUGAAAUUUGUUUAAGACAGUUUGCUGAUGAUAGUAGUUUGAAAGUACACUUGAGAGUGCACACUGGAGAGAAACCGUACAAGUGUGAAACUUGUUUAAAGCAUUUCAUGAGUGCAAGUAAUCUGAAAGUACACUUGAGAGUGCACACAGGAGAAAAACCGCACAAGUGUGAAACUUGUUUAAGGCAGUUUACUACGAAAAAUGAGUUGAAAAAUCAUUUUAGAGUGCACACUGGAGAAAAACCGUACAAGUGUGAAAUUUGUUCUAAACAAUUUUCUCGGAAUGGUGAUUUGAAAGUACACUUGAGAGUGCACACUGGAGAAAAACCGUACAAAUGUGAAACAUGUUUUAGACAGUUUGCUGAGGGUAGUAGUUUGAAAAGACACUUAAGAGUGCACACUAGAGAAAAAACCGCACAAGUGUGAAAUUUCUUUUACAUAAUUUGGUGAAGCAGGUAGUUUAAAAGCACAUUUCAGAUAGCACACUGGAAACAAACCGUACAAGUGUGAAGUGUGACACUUGUUUAAAGCAUUUUAAUACGACAAGUCAUUGAAAACCACAUUUGAAAACGCUCACUGGAGAAAAACCAUAAUAAUAAUACUCUCCCGUUUUAUACCGCUGACGCGGCGUUGGGAUUACAAGCAGAGUAGUCAAACCAUACAAGUGUGAAAUUUGUUUAACCUUCCGGUGUGCACAGUGCGGUACUCCGUGUCGCAUUUUAACACUAGAAAGUCGGAGGGGCCAAUUUGGCUCCUGUUGUGAUUUGAAUUUAUUGCAGUUUUUUUGUUUGAGGCAAUAAUAGUUUCAUAUUUUAUGACUUUUGAGAUUAUAUUUAUGUAUGUUUAUUGUAAAUGGUUACCCUUAUACUGGUACUGAUCAUCUACGUAAUAAAGAUAAACUUGUUGGUGAACACAAAGAUACAAUAAUUGUUGGUGUAGAGGACCAAAUAACGCGUCUUUAUACUACAAAAGUAACUUCAAGACGAUGGCCUAUGUACGUGUUUUAUAAAAUUCUUGACUUGGAAGCAAUAAAUGCAUGGAUUAUUUUUUAUAAAGAAAUAACUGAAAGUAGACUCAGUCUUCAUAAGUUUAUUCUUCGGCUGUGUGAAGAAUUAUGGGCCCAAUACCUUGCCUCCCGAAAUCUGUAACUACGCCUAGCAACACCAGGUCUACCAACAACUAUUACUGUUACUAUCCAAAAUCGACAAAAAUAUCAGUUGAAAAUAUUUUGUAAAGGAAAUCAUAAUUACAAUCAUUGCCGCGGCUGUAACAAGGCAAUGUGUGGCAAAUAUCAAAAACUGCAAACUGUAUGGUGUUCCGAAUGUUUUUGAUAGGCAGUGAAUGUGUUAAACAGUGAAAGUAAAAAAUAAAAUCAGAUUCUAUCGUCUAGAGUAGAUUUAAUUUCUUUAAACUGAGUGUUAAUUGAUUAAAGAACGUGGGGCCAAAAUGAUCCCUUCGGGCUUUCUAGGUAGGUAUGCUAAGCCAGACUUUCUAGUGUUAAAGUUUUAGUUUAGGGGUUUGGGUACGUAUUUUGUACAUGUUAUUCAAAUGGGGAUUCAUUUUUUUCGAAUCCUGAGAAAACUAAUAAGUAUUUUUGAAAAAUUUAAACGCAGAAUGAAAGAUUACAUUAGCGAGGGCCGAAAGUCCCUGAGAACUUCUAUAAUGUUUAUUUUAAUAAGUUACAGGGGUGAAAACUAAGAGAAAGUUUAGUGUGAUUUUUAAUUUCAAAUAUUUCAUUCAAAAUAAACUUUUUAUUUAUUCUAAGGGUCUGUCGGCCCUCGGUAAUAAUUAAUUUAGUCUUUCAUUCUGCGUUUAAAUUUUUCAAAAAUAUUUAUUGGUUUUUUCAGGAUUCGAAAAAAAAUGAACACAAUGUCCGUGGUAAUAUUUUCCAAAUCUAUCUUUGUCAUACAACGCACUCAGUCGAAUAGAAUAUUGUCAGCAUAUUGUCAGUCAGACAGUGACAAUUUUAAAUAUUUGACAUGGCAUCGGGAAUAUUUUGAGUUGUUGAUUAAAUAAUAUUGAUAUAUAGUGUAUUUCAGUGGUUCCCAACCUUUUCAGUCUGGCGACCGACCUUCUGAUGUUUUUUCAUAUUCGCGACCCAUCCAACACCAAUGAUUGAACACAUAAUAUGUACGUUAUUCAGCUACUGUAAGAGCCACGCCGCGACCCACCUGAAAUCCGCCCGCGACUCACUAGUGGGUCGCGACCCACCGGUUGCGAAACGCUGGUGUAUUUGAUUAAUAAUUGAUUUAAUACGUGAACUUAAUACGUAUUGUGUAUUAUUUGUGGAAGAUCCAAGCAGAGAAUACAUCAGGAUAAUAUAUUCUGUGAUCCAAGUAUUUUGUUGUUAAAGAUGUUCAAAAUUGUAAGCGUUCCAUAGUAACAAUAUAUUAUUAAAAAAUCACUUUAACACUUUUUCUCUUUUCUCGAUAGUAUUAGUUUUUGUUGUACAUAUAAAUUAUUACAAUCACUGAAUACAUAGUGAAAAAAUUAUCACAUUUAUUAACUGAAUUAAUAAUUUGCAGUUAUACAAAUAGCAGUUAUCCAAGAACAUUCAAAAAAGCCAUCUCUUUAAGUUAAUGAUGACAUUUUCAAGUAGAAUGACAUUCUAGUAAUGUUUACAUAUCCAUACCAGUGUGAAUUUUACUACACGUAAUUAUCCAUGUAAAGACAGAAAAGGUAGGGAUAGCCGUAAAAUAUUUGCGAAUUAUGUACCCAUGGCCUUAAUAAGUUUUACCAAAAUUCUUUCGUACACGCCACUAUCUAUUUAGAUAUGUGCGAGUCACUAUCUUUAAAAUACUACCUGGGACUAUUGCAUUUUCUGAAGUGUUUUAUCAGUUUGAUAUUGAGCGUUGAAGUAGAGUUGUUCAAUAUUUUUUUUUUGCAAAAAUUAAAGCGAGAAAAAAUUCAGUUAAUUAAAUUCAGUAAAUUAAAGUGAGAAAAAAUGUCUGUUUAUAAGACUAAUUCAAUUAUUUUGUAUUUAGGUAUUUUACUUUUAGGAUGUUUGUGAAAUUUUUUUUGUAGUAAACGUUUUCUUUGUUCAAAUUAGAUUGUAAGGCUUUGGCCACACGGGCGACUUUUUACGGCGCCCAUUAGUUUGACUACCUCCUCCACCAAUUUUAGAUGAAAUGAUUUCAUCUAAAAUUGGUGGAGGAGGUAAUCAAACCAAUGAGCGCCGUAAAAAAUUGCCCGUGUGGCCAAAGCGUAAGACUGACUACUCGUUUUUUUUAUUUUGCACCUGAGUCGUUGCAUUAUGAAGUCAUACAAUAAAAUGUUAAAAAUAAUGCCUUUUUUGUUAUUCUAACAAAUUUUUGAUAUUUUAACAUAAAAUACCGUUUUUAUAUGUGCAGCCUUAUGUACCGCAAUGUACUCAUGUAAAGGUACGAUUCCGACAACUUCGGCAGUUACAGUUGUCACGACAGACUUCAUUACUUUGCACUGUUAAUUUGUAUAAUUAUUAGCAACUGACGUUCUGUCGGACAGCAGUUUCAGUCAGAUGUCGGAAUCAGUCUCGUACAAAAUAAUGGUGCAAAGUGGUGACGUCUGUCACGGCGACAACUGCAACUGACGUCUGCAGUCGUUGUCGGAACCGUACCUUAACUCUACGAGAUGUGACUACCGAAGGGUUAAGACGGUUUAUUAAGACAAGUCAAUUGAAAAAACAUUUAAGACUGCACAGUGGAGAAAACCGCACAAGUAUCAAGUAUGAAGCCUGUUAAAAGCAGUUUAUUACAACAAGUCAUUUAAAUGCACAUUUGGAAAGACACAGUCUAAAAAAACCUAUCAAAUGUGAAAUUUGUUUUAAGCAAUUUGCUACACCAAGUGAAUUGAAAGUACACUUAAGAGUGCACAUUGCAGAAAAACCGUACAAGUGUGAAACUUGCUUACAGCAAUUUACUGCAGCAAGUGAAUUGAAAGCACACUAGAAAGAAACCGUACAAGUGUGAAACUUGUUUUAAACAGUUUAGUGUAACAAGUAAAUUGACAGUGCACACUGGAGAAAAACCAUACAAGUGUGAAAUUUGUUUUAAGCAAUUUGCUACAUUGGUGAACUGAAAGUACACAUGAGAGUGCACUGUGACGUAGUUGUCUUUUUACGCGAUUGACUCUACUAUUUUAUUUAUUUAUAUCUUUAGGCACUAAGUUUAAUUUAAAUAAAGGAAGACUUACUUAUAUUAUUUUAUUUACAUCACUUAUUUAUUUUAAUAAUUACAAAUAACACCAACUAACACAUCUAAUUAUUUACAAACUCAAAUUUAUGAUUUAAUUAACUAAACAUAAUAAUUCCGAUAACUAAUAAAUACAUUUCAUAUCUUCGAUUCGAAUACAUUAACUUACGCGACGCGCUUCGAUGAAUGAAUGACUGCCUGUGCUCGAAUCUCGGUUCUAUAUAUACUUCGGCAGCGGUCGUCUCGCACGCCGUGGAUAGGAAUGGUAUUGUCUCGUAACGCCGAGAAGCUUCGGGAAGAAAUAGGCCAAUUCGUGAGCGGACUAAAUAGUGUCACAUUGCCCCCUCCUUAAAAGAUGGUUCCUCCUGGAACCUUGUCGGGACGCGAAUUUACAAAACCUAUACCAUUUCAGUCAUAGCAGCGACUGAAUUCGAAUAGGGUUUGUAUGCAGAAUAUUAGUUACAUAUCCUAUACCAUUUCAGUCAUGACAGCGACUGAAUUCGAAUAGGGUUUGCAUGCAGAAUAUUAGUUACAUAUCCUAUACUGUUUCAGUCAUGCAAGUAAAACUAAUCAAAUAUUUACUUAGUGCAUUUAUUAUUAUAUCAUAAACUUUAGAUAUGUUUUGAAAAUUAAAAUUAAUAAUAUAUAUUUCGAUAAUAUUAAAAAUUAAAAACAAAUGAGUAAUUACUAAUGUACGAAUAUAUGUAUACAGUAUGUCCCUGUAAGUUGGAACCAUAUGGAAAACAGGUCGAUUUUUAUUUUUAAAUUAUAAUUUUUUUGGCAUAUAUUUCAUAGGUACUAGUGACGUCGUCCAUCUGAGCGUGAUAACGUAAUCGAUGAUUUUUUUAAUAGGAAUAUGGGUCGUGUGGCACCUCAUUUGAAAGGGUGUUUAAUUCUCUAUUCAGUAAUAUAAACACAAAUAUCAUUAUUUAUACAGGGUGGCAAAAAAACAAUUUUUGAAUUAUAUUGAUUGACGAAAAAAGAAGAAUGUAUGCAAUUUACUUUAAUCAAAAUACUUUCUAUCGCUGUCAGAAAAUAGAAAAAACUGUUUAUUUGGCAAAUAAACAUUGGUUUUUUGCUUAAAUUAAAUGUUCAAACUGCCAAAAGUUACGCGGGAGGCUGUUUGUGAUUUAAUUUAAGCAAGGCGGAAUGUUUAUUUGUGAAAUAAACAUUUUUUUCUCUAUUUGUUGAUAGCAGUAAAAUGUAUUUUGAGUUAAA
Molecule: messenger RNA, 7316 nt
Organism: Diabrotica virgifera virgifera (western corn rootworm)
Lineage: Eukaryota; Metazoa; Arthropoda; Insecta; Coleoptera; Chrysomelidae
Product: zinc finger protein 271-like
Exons: 3
Coding region: 157-2355 (732 amino acids)
Biological process (GO): regulation of transcription by RNA polymerase II
Molecular function (GO): DNA-binding transcription factor activity, RNA polymerase II-specific; RNA polymerase II cis-regulatory region sequence-specific DNA binding
Source: RefSeq, a predicted model, not a curated record